AAGACGACCAGAGACGACUACCAGACCAGUACUACCACCCCCGAGCAGAUGACCGUGACCUGACCUCGGCCUCUGAAGAGGAGGUGAAGCGACAGCGGGUGCAGUACCCGGUCGAGCAGCUGGCCUACUCCAGUCUGCCCUGGUCGAAGCAGUGGCUUAAGGACGAGGCGGCCAAGGGGAACCUCCUGCCGGAGCUGAGCGGCGUCAACAGUUCGGCCGCCUACAACUUCGGCGUCAACGUCGAGCAGGGCGCCUUCAGCUCGGCGGUGACGUCGCCAUCGGACGCGCUCUACGAUAGCAUCGGCAUGGGCCAGCCGCAGGCGUCCGUCUACUCGCAGAGCCUCACCGCCUCGCUAGGUACGCCGGCCGGCCUCACGCCGCUGGCUCCCAUCUCCAUGGUGGACAGCAAAUCCUCGCCCGGCGCAACGGCGCCACUCAUCGACACCUCUGGACAGUACCAGCAAGGUGGCAGCACGUACAGUUACUCCCCGCUGGCUCCGCUGGACGUGAGCGGCGCGCUCCUCUCCUCCUCGGUGACCUCCCUGACCCCACCAGUGUCGGCCGAGCCGCAGCCGCCGGCCACGCCGCAGCGCUCUCCAGGCCCGCCGCCCCCGGGCAGCCUGACCGUCCUGCAGCCCAUCGUCUCCUCCUCCGCCGCCGCUGGUUACCUGGGCGGCUACCAACCGGUGCAGCUGAGCUUCGGCGACUCGCCGUACUCGCUGUCGCCGUCGGACGGCCGGCCGGCGGCUCCCAGUCCCAGUCCCUCACAGACCUACGGCGAGCUCUGCGCGCCGGCGCAGAUCAGUCCGCCCGACUGCGCCGCGCAAGCGCUGCUGCACGACUGCGCGGCGCAAGCACAGGCCGACUGUCGGUUGCGCAGCCCUUACGAGCCAUCCAAGUCCCUGGUCCAGCUUUCGCCCGCCCUCUCCCCCGACGUGCGGCUGUAUGACGACAGACUUGCGACGCACGGCAAGGAGCCGUCACAGCCAGGCUCUGUCCAGAUGGCAGACUACGGCUCCUACUCGUACCCCCAGUACGCCGGCUACGGGUACAACUACAGCUCAACGGGCGGUCUGCUGACUCCCCCGUACUCUGCACUCGGAAGCUGCCGAAACCAGUCAUCUGCGGGGCCGGGCUCUGGCGGCGGCCGCACGAACCAGCAGUCUGGCAUGUCGUUCAGCGGCGGCGCUGCCAAGCCGGAGCGCAAACACUAGCGGCCACAGUGGACGGCCAGCACCGGCUCGCUCGUCAGCUUCCGCCGCCCGCCGCCGGAUAUGCCCCGAUCUCAGCACGUUCAUAGACCGGAUCGGAGAGAUUCGGAGAGCAUAUUGCUAUUAUCGACAGACGCGCUGUACACCAAAGAUAUUUAACGGAGCUGAGCUGACGACAAAUGAUGCUGUACAUAACCUGUUGCGUAGAACAUGUACAUAGUUCAUGCAUGCAUGCGUAGUGUUGAGCUUGAGGCAUGAUUGUGAGGAACUUUGGUCUCGGAACAGAAAACCAGCGGCGGAAGCGAGGGUCCUACAGGGCGACAAGGCCUUUUUGGUGAUUCCUCGUUCGGUGGAGUUGGCGUCACAGAACGGUCCUCUGGGUGCAGUCUCGUGGUAGUUUGGGGACUCAGUCCCGCCCCAGAGCACUGGCGUUGUUUUAGUUUCACGUGAGCUUUUCCAUCGGCCGGCUGCUGCGGGUGGAGCAGGCAGCGGUGGCGUUAAUCAGCACUGGUUUACUGGCACUGGUUUGGACACGAUUUCUGACCGCAGCGUGAGAAACAGCAAUGACAUGUCUAUUCAAAUCCGCAUUGCUUUAUAAUGUUCAGAUGGUGAUGCACUAUUUUAUAUGCAGCAUCCACUAUUGUCUCAUUUGUAGAAUCCCAUUUUUCGACAAUCUCAAGCGUUUUCAAAACCAUUUUUCCAACCAUUGUCAGAUUGUAUGUCCUAAUUUUGACGUUCGGCGAGGUGUUCUGUGUUUAGGUAUUUGCAUCGUGAGUUUCAUGUUUUUUUGCCCAAUUGAACGUUACCCACGUUAUCCGCGUUUGCUUUUCUCGUUGUUUUUGUGAGUCACCUUUUGUGCGUUUUUAUUUAUUCCGCAUUUUUAUGUUCGUUGUGCAAUGAGCCGUUUGUAUAUACCCUGAAGCGUGAUUAGAUUUUUGUCCGCUGUUCUCAAGGCGCACGCGCCACUCAACGACGCAGAUUUCAGUUGCGGUAGUCGUGUGGCGAGGUGCGAAGACGAUGCUUGUAUCAGUGUUACAUAGUGUGUCUUCCAGAAUUGGUGUGUAUUUAUCAUAUAGAUGCGGUGAUGAAUAAACUGGCAAUACGAAA
Messenger RNA from Pollicipes pollicipes, 2318 nucleotides. RefSeq names its product paired box protein Pax-5. The record is from RefSeq and is a predicted model, not a curated record. Gene Ontology annotation, molecular function: DNA-binding transcription factor activity, RNA polymerase II-specific; RNA polymerase II cis-regulatory region sequence-specific DNA binding. Lineage: Eukaryota; Metazoa; Arthropoda; Thecostraca; Pollicipedomorpha; Pollicipedidae. Gene Ontology annotation, biological process: anatomical structure development; regulation of transcription by RNA polymerase II.